CUACCAAAAGACCGAUCGACACCGAUACGCUUCGUCGACGAUCGCGCAGGCGAGGAAACGACGCGGACCGAUCAAUGCGAUCACGAAGCGGGUGUGCCCGCUUUUUGCCUGCCCUGCCUCCCGUUCCCGUUCUUCGGCGUUUCUCGCCACGCCGUAGCGGCAGAAAUCGCGUGGAUUACGAGACGCUCGUCCACCUGACAAGUACCAUCGGAACAGGACGCGCUCGAAAUCCUCUCGUCGUCCCCCGGGGGGAAGGGUUUCUCAGGUUGUCAAUUCGAUCGCGCGUUUCCGCGAGACCCACGAAGGACGACGGAGUGAGAUCAUCGGCGGCCGCGGCGGCGACACGACGACGACGUCGUAUCGAACGUCGUGUGCGACGACGCGCGUUUCGAUCGGGCCUGGCGAGCGCCCGAAUCCUCCUCCUCCUCCCGACGUGUCCCGGCGACGUCCGAGUGGUGGUCCCGCGGGCAUCGAUAUAGCGUGCAAUCCGUUCGACGCGUAUGUGUGAAAAUACACCGCGUUCCCCGCGAGUUCUCCACUUUUCUUUCGUUUUUUUUUCUUCCCGGCGCCCGGUGCACGCCCAUUUUUUUCGCGUCACCAUUGACAACCGUCGUCCCACAACAUCUUGGCGAAUUUGAAAAUUUCGGAUAAUUGGGUCAGCUUCGAUCUUGCGGCUGAUUCAUGCCGGGGGUUUUUAAGCGCACGCGCCCGUGUGCACGCGAGUGCGUGUGUGUGUGUUUGUGUGUGUGUGUGUGCGCACAAUUUUGUGUUUACCGCAAAAGCGCCACGGGGUGCACGACCGCGGAGUGAUGCAUGAUUAAUUGAAGAAAAUCGGACGGUACCACGUUCAUUACCGCGUUGUCGCCGGAUACGACGAACACUUACGAUUAUCGAUCUUGCUCUCUUUUUUUUUUUUUUUUUUUAAAUCAAGUGAAUCCGAGUGUUGUUACGCGUCGCAACAUUUGAACGGCUUUUGGAAUGUGAUGGUUCCGGAAUCUUCCAAAAAUCUCUGAAACAGUUUUCUUAAAGAGUCCAAUACCCAACGUGAUUAUAAUACGGCUGAUUGUUCCAACUUCUUGGUACACUUAUCUAUUAGCUUUCUGAAUACGAAAUGACAAUGAGACUCGUCGUGUGUAUUGUUUCCACGCUGGUGUUUGGAGCAUCAGCUAUAAUACGUGUCCCGGAUAACGUAGAAGUUCAAUCGCCGCCACGAAUAUCUAAACAGCCGCCUACGGACGAGCAGCUGUUUCAAGUGGCUCAAACAAAAGUCAAUGAGAAUGAUAAACCAUUUCUAAUUGAAUGCGAAGCGGAAGGAGAGCCAGUUCCAACAUAUCGUUGGAUUAAAAAUGGAAAGAACUUUGAGUGGCCAGCGUAUGACGAUCGCAUUUCUCAACAGCCUGGUAGAGGCACAUUGGUAAUCUCGAGACCGAGAGACGAGGACUUGGGGCAAUACCAGUGCUUCGCCGAGAACGAAUGGGGUAUAGCUACGUCGAAUUCGGUGUUUGUUCGAAAGGCCGAAUUAAAUUCGUUUAAGGAUGAAAAUCCGAUGACCUUGAACGCGAACGAGGGCUCCCCCUUCAAACUUACCUGCCAACCACCCGAUGGUUGGCCUAAGCCAAACGUUUAUUGGUUGAUUCAGGAUAUUGCUGGUGGUAUCAAGUCAAUCAAUAACUCGAGAAUGACCCUCGAUCCAGAGGGUAAUCUCUGGUUUAGUAAUGUCACGAGAAACGACGCCUCGGACGAUUUUUACUACGCCUGUGCCGCCACAUCUGUGUUCAGAAAUGAAUACAAAGUAGGCAACAAGGUUUUGCUAAAUGUAAUAUCUACGGGUGCGUCAGCCGGCCAGAACAAACAUCCUCCUGAAAGGCAGUACGUCAGCAGGAAGAACGAGGUUGCUUUGCGUGGUAAGAAGGUAGAGCUGUACUGUAUAUUCGGCGGAACGCCUUUGCCGCAGAUUGUUUGGAGCAAAAACGGUCAAUUGCUCAAACCGAGCGAUAGAAUCACUCAAGGAAAUUACGGCAAAUCUCUUAUCAUAAAACACGUCAAUUUUGAGGACGAGGGAAAAUAUACCUGCGAGGCAUCUAACGGAGUGGGAUCAGCUCAGUCGUAUUCCAUAAACUUGCAAGUAAUGGCCGUACCGUAUUUCACUGUUGAGCCGGAAUUCGUGAAUGCCGCGGAGGACGAGACUGUGGAGAUUAGAUGUGAGGCUAGCGGAGUGCCCGUUCCCGAGAUCAAGUGGAUCCACAAUGGUAAACCGAUAUCUGAAGCGCCGCCGAACAGUAGGAGAAAGGUCACACCGAAUUCCAUUAUUAUUGAGAGGCUGGUGAAAAAAGACACGGGAAAUUACGGGUGUAACGCUACUAAUUCGUUAGGAUACGUAUACAAGGACGUGUACGUGAACGUGUUGGCACUCUAUCCAGAUAUCACGCAACCGCCCAUGGACUUGAGCACGGUCGAUGGCAAAACCAUUCGAAUCACGUGUCGCGUUUUCGGCGCGCCUAAGCCCGAGGUCAAGUGGGUUAGGAACGGAUUGGAAUUGACCGGCGGUCGUUACAAGACCCUGGACGUGGGUGAUUUGGAAAUCGAGAACGUGAUAUUCUUGGACGCUGGUAUUUACACAUGUUACGCUUCCAAUAAAUUUGGCGAGGUGAAUGCAUCCGCGAGCUUGGUGGUAAAAGAGCACACCAAGAUAACGGACAAACCGGAAGAUUACGAGGUUGCAGCGGGUUCCACGGCUACAUUUAGAUGCAAUGCCGUUGGCGAUCCCACUCUACCUCUCACCAUAGACUGGCUGAGCAAUGGUGAACCAAUAGACUUUGAAAUGGAACCAAGAUUUAUAAGAAGCACCGAUUAUUCUUUGAUGAUCACAAAGACCACUGAAUUAGAUUCCGGUAUCUACACGUGUGUCGCCCGUACUGAGCUCGAUGAGGCGAGAGCGCAAGCGACGCUGAUAGUUCAGGAUGUACCUAAUGCGCCAAGAUUAGUCGGCAUUAAAUGCAAAUCUGAUUCGGCUAUGGUCGAAUGGGUACCUAUGGGAGAUAAUAGAGCUCCUAUUCUGCGUUACACAAUCCAAUACAAUACCACUUUUACACCGGAUACCUGGGAAAUAUCUAAAGAUCAUGUUCCAGCUUCAGACCUGAGAUACGAAGUGCCCAUGUCACCCUGGGCUAACUACACAUUCCGCGUUCUUGCGUGGAAUAAAAUAGGCUCUUCUCUUCCGUCACCACACAGCGAUGUUUGUACUACCGAGCCGGAUGUUCCUUUUAAAAAUCCGGACAAUGUCAUGGGCAAGGGUACAACGCCACAAAAUUUAGUUAUUUCGUGGACAACCAUGCCACAGAUAGAACAUAAUGGGCCCAAAUUUCUAUACAAGGUAUUUUAUAAAAGAGAUAUACCAGGUGAGAACUGGGUUACAGUUGAUGUACACGAUUGGAGGAAGAAUAAUGUGCUGGUGGAAAAUCAACCUACUUAUCAGAAAUACAAAAUUAAAGUUGUCGCAAUAAACGAGAAAGGAGAAUGUAGAAUUCCUGCCGUCGAAGUUACUGGAUUCUCGGGAGAAGACGUACCUCUACAAGCACCUGGUAAUUUUACACUAAAUCAAAUAAAAUCGGGAACAACCGCGCAGCUGUCGUGGAGUCCGGUACCCGAAGAAUCGGUAAGAGGCGAACUGCAUGGGUACAAGAUUCAAACGUGGACGGAUAAAGACGGCGAGAAGGGAAUGCGCGAGAUUGAUAUUCGCGGUGGAAAUAAAACGCACGCAUUAAUCACGAAAUUCGUUCCAUAUAGCAAAAAUUUUGCGAGAAUACUCGCUUACAAUGGCAGAUACGUUGGUCCUGCGUCUGAAACUUUAAGCUUUGACAUGCCGGAGGGAGUACCAGGAACGGUACUCAGUCUCGAAGCAUUUCCCAUGGGAUCCAGUGCACUAUUUCUAGUGUGGACACGACCUGCGGAACCGAACGGUAUUUUAACCGGAUAUAAAAUUUAUUAUCAAGUUGUGAACGGCACAAAGUUGGGGACGUUACUUGAGAGAAAGCCGCACGUUAUGGAUCCACAAGCUACGAGUGCCAAAUUAGCCUCAUUAGCGCCUGAUACGAUAUAUCGCGUUCACAUACGUGCCACAACCAGGGUCGGUGAAGGCAAUGACUAUUUUAUUGAACAAAAGACAAGAACGUCUCAACGACCUGACAUCCCACAAUUUACAUGGGAAACUAUACCAGUGGAGAAUGGAUACUCAAACGUAAGGGUUAUUUGGUUGCCGAAUUUGAAUGGUAAUCCAGGAAGUCAUUUCUUUGUCAAGUAUAAGCUGAAAGGCGAGACGAUAUCUUUGGAGACAUCUCCCGAAUUCCAAUCGAAUACUAUUGAGAUUCGCGGUCUUCAAAGCGGUGAAGUUUAUGUGAUGUCGGUUGUCGCUGUCGACGGAGACUACAUGAGUGAGAGUGCCCCUCAAGAAGUAGAAACGAGUAGCGAAGGACCAAUUAUUCAACCGAAGGAGAAUGUCGCGACAGCCGGCUGGUUUAUAGGAAUGAUGCUAGCGAUCGCCAUCCUUCUUUUGGUGCUGAUAAUCGUUUGCGUGAUUAAACGAAACAGAGGUGGAAAGUACGCUGUACACGAGCGUGAGUUGGCUGCUGGGCGCGGAGAUUAUCCCGAUGAAGGUGGAUUCCACGAGUAUUCACAACCGUUAGAUACCAAAUCGGCAGGUGGACGUGCGUCCUUAGCGUCUUCUUCUCAUCAGGAUGGCAAACAUCCUGAAUCCGAUACUGAUUCUAUGGCAGAGUAUGGUGAUGGUGAUACAGGGCGUUUUACGGAAGAUGGAUCCUUCAUCGGACAAUACGGACCUAAAGGCAGACCAGAGGAGACACCAUCCAUUCCGACUGGUACUAUGGCCACGUACGUGUAACAUCCGCAACUAACUUAAUCAAAGCCGCAUAAAAAAUUUUUCUCGUUACGGUCAAGGAUUUUCCCAAUCCUUGGCUAUUGCAGCAGCUCUGCUAUGCACCUUGCGCUGGGCGCAAUGUCCAACACUAUACUGCCAAUUAGACUCUGAGUUUUGGGUUUUAUAAUUUCUGUAGUAACCGUGACUGCUGUUUCUUACAAUCGUUCAGAAUAUUAUAGAUUGUUAAUAUUUAUGAGUUUUUUAAUUCAGUUAAAAUACUAUGACAUACUAAAUUUUUAACUAAAGUUUUUUUAGAAAUAUAAUGGAAGUGGUGUAUGUACAUACAAGAUUAAUUUCUUAUGACUAAUUAUUAUUUACUUUAUACAUAAUAUUAUAAAUGUUGACGAUCAAUUAUAUCUCUAUUUUAAUUAUAAAACCCAAAAACAUUAUAGGUGUUUCAUAGCGUGCAAGCUAUUUAUGAAAAUAGUAUCGUAGAAAUUAUUCUAAUAGAAUUGACCGUAAUAUUGACAAAGCCAGGUUGAAAUAGACACUCUGAUUGGUAACAAGAUAUACGAAUUGCAUUUGUGUUAUUGCCAAACUUAUGCAAAUGCAAAGUACUUUUAAGACUGCAUGUAGUAUCCAAUGUAUUUUACAAAAUGAUUUCUAAAUUUUGUGUAUUGAUUUCUAGUUUUAUGAACGUGUGUAUAUAUUUCUUUUAACAUAGUAUUAAAUGUAAUUUUUUAAAAAGCAUUGUAAUUAAAAAAUAACAAAUUGAGAAAUGAUUUUAUUAAAACUAAGCAUUGCUUAUCUUGAUACAAGUACUAAAUAACCUUUAAAAUAAUUGAUUUAGGCUCAAAUAUUUUUUGUUUAUACUUGUUUUCUUGUUAAAAUUUAAAUUAAAAUUUUUUUUACAUUUUAAAUUGUCUUUCAAGAGUGUAGAGUAUUUUAGUGUAUUAUAAAGGAAAGAAUAUUUUGUAAUAUUACAAUAUUUAAAUAAUAAACAAAUACGAGCAGUAAUAUUUUAAAAACCUGCUUUAAAACAUUUAUUUAAUUUUUUUUUCAUCGGAGAGCAUAAAAAAUUAAAUAUAAAUGUAAAAUAAAAGAAAAUUAUUUUGAAGAAGAGUUUAAGUACUUGUACAAAUAAGCAAUAAAACUGCAAAAUUCAGUUAAAACAUUCUUUUAUUACAAUAACAUGUCAUAUUGAAUAAUUACAUAUUAAAAUAUAAUUACAUAUUAAAAUAUAUUUAAAAGGAUAAUUAAAUCUUGGUGCCUACAUUGGACUUAUAAAUAUCUGUAAUAACGCUUACUAAUUUUUAAAACGCAAUUUGCAAAAGUGAUUUCUUGCUUUAAGUGGAAUAUAGUAUAAUCUACGUGACAAGAGCUUACACAGAAGAAAAUUUAUAAAAUCAAAAUCAUUGAAAUUAAUAUAAUAAAAUAGAAAAUGUUUGAAAAAUGUUUGCUGUUUCACAUGCAUAAAAACUAAAUUAUUGAUAUUAAAAACAUUGAUAUUAAAAAUGACAAAUAGUAUGACGUCAAUUUUGUACGCGGCUUUUGUAAUAUAUUAAAAUUAUCUGAUUUCUAAUCUAAUUUGAAAUAGGAAUGCCUAAUAUUAAUGAGUGAUACUGCAUAUUUACAUGCAAUCUUGUGUGAAAAUGAAGAAUCACUAUAAAUGACAGUGUCGCAAUCUGGCUUCGACUGAUUUUAACUUUUAAUCUUGUAAUGGACGGUUAUAUUAAGAAUCUCUAGCCGCGAUCAAUUUUUACUCUGCCGAAAAAGGGCCAAAUCUAAACAAACGAAUAAUAAUCUAUAAUUAUCAUGCACUUUACACUUUAUUAUUAACAUACACACUUUACACACGUGGACGCGUGUAUACGCAAAAAUAAUAAGGAUACGCGAGAGAUAGUAAAGAAUAAAGUAAUAUUGAAGA
Molecule: messenger RNA, 6800 nt
Organism: Monomorium pharaonis (pharaoh ant)
Lineage: Eukaryota; Metazoa; Arthropoda; Insecta; Hymenoptera; Formicidae
Gene: Nrg
Product: neuroglian
Exons: 14
Coding region: 1112-4897 (1261 amino acids)
Biological process (GO): brain development; cell-cell adhesion
Molecular function (GO): cell-cell adhesion mediator activity
Source: RefSeq, a predicted model, not a curated record